Fragaria vesca subsp. vesca is the source of this 1161-nucleotide messenger RNA. RefSeq lists its product as uncharacterized. NCBI's taxonomy places the organism in Eukaryota, Viridiplantae, Streptophyta, Magnoliopsida, Rosales, Rosaceae. Gene Ontology annotation, molecular function: DNA-binding transcription factor activity. Bases 1 to 1161 code for a protein of 386 amino acids. The record is from RefSeq and is a predicted model, not a curated record. The transcript has 5 exons.
AUGGAGGGCGUGACAGAUUCUCCAUGGGCUGUUGUGCCUUACCAUGACCCUUAUGAUCACGAAGUCCCUGAAGUUCUGAGUUUUGUUAAUGAUUCUCCUGAUCAAACUCUUGACGCAUUGUUCGACGGUGGAGUAGUUCCUUCUUCCCCUCAUCAAUGUCCAGUUCCUCAUUUUGAUGAUGGAAUCCAAGAUUUCCCCAUGUCCCCAAUGUGGGAUUUCAGCAACAAUUAUAAUGGGGGAGGGAAUAAUAAUUUUUCAGUACCAGAGGAUCCUCCUUCUCAGUGUUCCGGAGGAGGUGGAGAACCGGCUGUUGAUCAGAAUUCCGGGUUAGGGUUUGGGCAAAAUGUGAUGCCGCCUCCAGUUGUGGCGCCACCACCACCAAUAAUCAACUCCGGUUGCUGCGGCUGCCAGGCUCUAAGGGAAAUCGUUCACUUCAGCCGCGACUAUAUCAUGACACUUAAAAUUCAUGGAAGACUUGGUGCCAUCUGCCAUGCGAUUCAAGAAAGCCGAGCCAAUUACUUGUAUGACUCCGGUGUUUCUAGCGAGCCUCACUAUCAGAACUUAGACUUUUGCAAUAAAGGCAUUGAGGAAGUGAAGCAGUGUCUGACGCAGUACUGCUUAGAGCGAAAGGUAGAAGGCUACAUCAUGCAGCAAGAUCCUCUGCAAGCAUUUUAUCAGACUCUCUGUGUUGGUAUGGAUGGUGAGUGGGAUGAUAUUCUUUGUUAUCCCGACGAAUUUAUUCCAGAGGACUUCGACGCCACCGACGACUUCAUUUCUCCUAAUUCAGAAAGGGUGGCAGAAAUGGAUCAACCUGCUACUGUGGCGACCGUGAAUACGAUAGGGAAGGGUCCUAGGCUUCCUAGGUAUUCCCUUGCAGAACAGAGGGAGAGAGCAGCAAAAAUGAAAUUAGAUGAUCUUCGUGCUUACUUCCAUCUCACCAUUGAAGAGGCUUCUGAACAAUUGCGUUUUUGCCCAACAGUUGUCAAGAGGAUCUGUCGAAAGUUUGGAGUAAGCAGGUGGCCUGCUAGAAAGAUCAAAAGCAUUGAGAAGCGAAUAUCAAGCUUGAGGCCACUUUUGAAUUCAUGUAGUGAGAGCACCAGGGGCCAUGUUGCAGCUGAAAUCGAAAGGCUUGAAACAGAAGUAGCCCGACUUGUACCAUAA